This is a messenger RNA of Mus musculus (house mouse), 4224 nucleotides long. It is a transcript of the gene Acer2, whose product is annotated as alkaline ceramidase 2. Gene Ontology annotation, molecular function: N-acylsphingosine amidohydrolase activity. Gene Ontology annotation, cellular component: membrane; Golgi apparatus; Golgi membrane. The transcript has 6 exons. The record is from RefSeq and is a predicted model, not a curated record. The coding region runs from base 139 to 999 and encodes 286 amino acids. NCBI's taxonomy places the organism in Eukaryota, Metazoa, Chordata, Mammalia, Rodentia, Muridae. Gene Ontology annotation, biological process: DNA damage response; sphingolipid metabolic process; regulation of glycoprotein biosynthetic process.
GGCUUGGGAGGGCCGCGGGGAGGCGCCGUAUCCGGAGGCUGUCCCGCACCGCAUAAAGCCACAGACGCACAGUGUGCCUCGCAGCCGCUCGGGCCGGUCGCCGCUGCAGAGAAGCUGCUCCGAUGCUCCAGAGCGGCCAUGGGCGCCCCGCACUGGUGGGACCACCUGCGGGCUGGCAGUUCGGAGGUGGAUUGGUGCGAGGACAACUACACUAUCGUGCCUGCCAUUGCCGAGUUCUACAACACGAUCAGCAACGUCUUGUUUUUCAUUUUACCUCCCAUCUGCAUGUGCUUGUUCCGCCAGUACGCAACGUGCUUCAACAGCGGCAUCUACUUAAUAUGGACGCUCCUAGUUGUAGUGGGGAUUGGAUCUGUCUACUUCCAUGCAACGCUGAGUUUCCUGGGUCAGAUGCUUGAUGAACUUGCCAUUCUGUGGGUUCUGAUGUGUGCUUUGGCCAUGUGGUUUCCCAGGAGGUAUUUACCAAAGAUCUUUCGGAAUGACAGGGGCAGGUUCAAGGCAGUGGUGUGUGUCCUGUCUGCAAUUACAACGUGCUUGGCGUUUAUCAAGCCCGCCAUCAACAAUAUUUCCCUGAUGAUUCUGGGACUUCCAUGCACUGCGCUGCUUGUUGCAGAGCUGAAGAGGUGUGACAAUGUGCGUGUGUUUAAGCUGGGCCUCUUCUCUGGCCUCUGGUGGACUCUGGCUCUCUUCUGCUGGAUCAGCGACCAAGCCUUCUGCAUAUUCUCAUCUGCCUUGCUUCGUACCUGGGCUGUGUGUGCUUCGCCUACUUUGAUGCUGCCUCAGAGAUACCUGAGCAAGGUCCAGUCAUCAGAUUCUGGCCCAGCGAGAAAUGGGCUUUUAUUGGUGUCCCUUAUGUGUCCCUUCUGUGUGCCCACAAGAAGUCGCCAGUCAAGAUCACGUGAUGGCAAGGCAGUGACCAGCUUCUCUACUUACUUCUAUUCGAGUGCGCGCUGGGCUUCGUUUGCUAGCAAAGAUGGCUGAGGGGGUUGAGGAAUUGGUGUGGUGUGGGUGUUUAAAAUUCUGCUCCUUUGUGAUCUAACUGGACCACUGUGCCUGACCUCCCUAGGUUAAGUAGAGGGCUCAGGGACAUAAGGUGUCUUCCUCAGUAUCCUUUCCAGGCAUACGGGCUUGCUGGGUUAUGUCCAUAAUGACAUCAACAGAGUAGUUCUUUGGGAGACCUAGGGCAACCCAAAGUUUCUUGCUGGAGAGGGUAGCUUGCUGUUUCCACCAUUUCCAGACUCUCAACCCCCUGAUAAACAAGACCUUCUGAUUUGGUGAUGAAAGGUUCCAGAACUUUUCAUUUUGCCGGGAGAAACUGUCCUUCAACAAAACCAAGUGGGCAAAACACGUGUGGGGGGUGUGACUAAGACGGGUGGCUUGUCACUCGCACCUCUUAGCUUUCCCAGGUUCUCCACGUGUUUGUGGAUCCUUCCACUACCUCUGCUGAGAGAUGGAGCCACGGCUUCAGAGGGCAAAGCUGGCAACACCCUCUAUGCCAAAAGCUACACUCCUCUUUAAGCACACAUUACAUAUAGACACUAUUUCUGCUCUUCCAGAGUGCAGCAGCCUCAGACCCACAGAGAAUCCUUCAGGUUAUGUGAAGAUUCCACACACAGCCCCCUCUUGUGACCUCUGUGAGAGCAAGGCCUCGUUGUAAUCGCGGAGGCAGCUCUGGAGGCUUGACUGUGGAGCGCCUGUGAAGAUUUUGGAAAGCUUUUCUUAUUGGAAGCUUUUGGUGUGUCGUUACCUCCAAGAUUCUGACCCCGUUUCUCUGCUGUUUUUAGGGGAUAUGUGCUUCCUGAGUGACGUAGCCUCCCUAGGAUGUGGGCCUCCGGCUUUUGUUUUCAUAAUACCUGGUGCUAACUGGUUUCUCAGAGCACUUUGCUCUUCUUGAUGCUGGGCGGUCACUACACUCUGAUUGGCUGGCUGGGGAUCCCAGGGAGGAAGGGGCAGACUCUGACAUGAAUGUCUCUCACCUGCAUCCUACUGUCUUCACUGGGCUCUCUUCAGGGUAUGAAGUGGGUAUGGGGUAUCUCAGGGAUGUUUGUAACUCAGGCACCUUCUGCUUUCUGACAUUCCAUUGUCAGUGGUGAGACUGCACUCAGGGGACUGGAGUUGGAACACCGUUCUGAGUGGUGUCCUGAGUCUGAAGGAGCUAGCUGCGGGUUCUGGCACUUCUAGGAUCUCUUACUCUGUUUAGAACCUUCACAGGGUACAAAGUGGGAACUGGACUUAAAGAGUUUUUAAAUGAAUAGACUUCAUUCUGCUUUUGUGGCUUUGGAGUUUUAGAAGUAACUUGCUGGGCUAUUUCUUGUUUAUAGUCACAAAUAUUUAUAGAACAUGAAGGUGUAAAAUAAGUUGUCUUUUAUUAAAUUCAUAGCAUUUACCAACUCUCCCAGGUAGCAAACACACAGUCAUUUGAUUGGCGAUUUACAAGGCAGGAAUACUUGGUUUUGAAUGAUUGUAUAUGUCAUUUUACUGUAGCUUAAAAUAUGUUUAAAAUGACUUUGAGUGAAAUGUUUGUGGCAACCUAGGGGUUUAUGGAUCAGAAUUGCGGCUGAGUCCUUUGGUUUUUGAGUCUAGAAGUUUUCAGAGGGCAAAAUCAAACUAGCCUUGUUUCUGGUUCAUCUUACCAGGCUCGGGAGCUGCCCUUAUAUAUUCUACAUAAGGACUUAUUAUACAUAAGUCUGUAUAAAUGUCCUGAAGAUGACACCUAGCUGCCUUCAUCUGGAAGGGUCGUCUGGGGCUGGAGAGUUGGUUCAACAGUUAAGAACCCGUGUUGCUCUCUCCCAGACGACCCAGCGACUUGUGAGGCUCAUAACCAGCAACUCCAGCCCUGGGGCAUCUGACGCCCUCUUCUGACUUCUAAGGGCAUUUGGUGCACACGUACAUACAGGCAGGCAAAACAUUUAUACAUGUAACGUAAUAAAUGCAUAAGUUAGUGAGACGGCUGAAGGAAAGGAGUUUUAGAUGCAAGGUUUAGUCUGACCUGAGUGCCCUUCCUUAGCCGCGAUGGUGUCCUCAAAGUCAGGGAAGAACCAUUUCUUUUUUAUCAGGAAAAGGACUUAUUCCCUAGGGCCUCUGCUGACAUCCCUAGGAACAGAGAUAAAAUACGGAUGGAUGUGAAUGAACAUGCUUGGGUGAAAGGAGCCGAGUACCUGACUGGACCCAGUGGGCCACUUCCACAAGCGAAGCCCGGUAACCGAUGUGCACUCCAGAAUCUUCUCCCUUCUGGUAGAGAUGACAUCGAUGAGUGAUGUCGUGACCACUGGGCCCUGCAUGGGUGUCGGGCUCUGUUCUGUUCCGAAUCUACCUGAGAUCUCAGGACAGAGGAAGCCAUGAAUGUUACCAAGUGGUCAUGGCUGUCAGUGAUUUUACAGUUUUGAACCAUUAUUGGUUUUUAGGAGAAUUCUUCUCUCUCUAGUGCCCUGUGAUGCCAAAGCCAGCCCUUCAGAAGUGUUCCUUCUGUCUGCUUCCCUUUGUAAUGUGAUCCACUCGGGGAAAUGGGUGUCUACCCAGGGAAAAGUGCCUACCCCAGUCACGGGUCAACAGUGUUGUGUUGAGGAUCAAACAUGGCUCUGUGAAAAUACUGCCACCCAUUCUAUUGGUUGGAUUUCUCAGGAGUCUGAAUCUUCCCUCACGAGUCCUCUUCUCCCAACCCCUACCCAGAGCCAACACUGGGAUUUGAACCUUCUCUGACUCUCUUCUUCCCUCAGGUCUGACAACUAAUGGUCUCUGGGGACACCCAGCUAGGGCCUUCCCCAACUCCUUAUCCAGCUGAACUUGGAUUCUUCCCAACCAGGGCUUGACCUGGGUGCUGUUGGUCCCACUGGCCAACAACACAUCUUUGGCCAGAUUGGGAUUCUCAAUAGAUUUUAUAGACAUUAUUCUCCCACAGACUUUAAAACAUGGCUUGUGUCUUUCCAUACACAUCCGGUCAGAUUUAAAACUAUUUUAUAACCACAGGAAUUAAACCAAGCAAAUAGAGUACUUUCAGAUAUAAACUGUGUUUCAUACUUUAUGUAGAGUGUGCUAUGUAUAGGCGGUAUGUACCCUGGCUGAAGUAAUAUUAACCAUAGCUCUGGGAGGAUUUACAGACCUUUUGCACUUUAUGCUUUUUUGUGAACUCUGAUAACCAUGGUCAAUAUUAAAGCCAAUAACUGGCAUUUUCUGUGAAUAAACAUGCAUAUGUAUCUAUUUCUGAAA